AUGGCCGCCGUCUACCCAAGCACAGCAGCAAUCUACCUCUUCCGCAUCAGCGCAGCUCUCAACGCUAUCUCGGUGCCCGGCCACAUCGCCUUCGGCAAAGAGCACGUCGACCCGUCGCUGGAAACACUCUCCAAAGGCACGCGACAACAGCGCACCGCCGCCGCUGGCACCGCUAAUGGCUGGGACUACAUGAACGCCGGGUUCGCCACUCUAGCGGUCUACAACUACUACUGGUCCAUCACAGGCGGACCGAAGACCACGCCCGAGAAGACACUGUUCUGGUCCCUGCUGGCGGCAUCGCUCUGGGCGGCGAGACGGUAUGCCGCAGCGGGUGUCUAUUCUCCUUUGACCUCGGUGGCUGUUGCGCCGUUGUUGAGCUUGGCGGGCUGGUAUGCUGCUUGA
Molecule: messenger RNA, 402 nt
Organism: Cyphellophora attinorum
Lineage: Eukaryota; Fungi; Ascomycota; Eurotiomycetes; Chaetothyriales; Cyphellophoraceae
Exons: 2
Coding region: 1-402 (133 amino acids)
Source: RefSeq, a predicted model, not a curated record